AUGUCCACCUUGGCAGUAGAGAAGUUGGUCCAUAAGGGGUGUGAUGCCUAUCUCGCAUACAUCUUGGACCCAAAAGUGGAUAGUGCUGCAUUGCAGAACAUUCGUGUAGUGAAGGAAUUUCUUGAUGUUUUUUCUAAGGAGUUGCCACGUCUACCUCCUAAACGUGAGGUCGAUUUUGGAAUUGAGUUACUACCUAAGGCAACACUGGUGUCCACUUCACCCUAUCGCAUGUUACCUAAGGAACUUAAGGCUAAGUUACAAGAAUUGUUGGAUUGUGGCUUCAUAAGGCCAAUUUUGACUCAAGCACCAGUCUUGAUUCAACCUGAGUCUGGGAAAGAUUACGUGGUUUAUAGUGAUGCAUCCCAUUCUGGUCUUGGAUACGUGUUGAUGCAAGGUAGGAAGGGACACUAUCUUUAUGGGGAGAGAUGUGUCAUCUAUGCAGACCAUAAGAGUCUUAAAUAUCUCCUCACCCAAAAGGAGUUGAACUUAAGACAGAGGCUUUGGAUCAAACUUCUGAAAGAUUAUGACUGUACUAUCGAGUACCAUUCGAGUAGGGCUAAUGCUGUGGCAGAUGCGUUGAGUAAGAAGUCUAUGUUAGAGUUGAGGGAAAUGUUUGCUAAGUUGAGUUUAUAUGAUAAUUUUGGUUUGCUUGCGAAGUUACAAGUGCGAACUUUGAUUAAGGAGAUUAAGCUGAAAUUCUGUGUGCCUUCUGAUUUGGAGUUGAGGCAAUCUAUACUUCGGGAAGCGCAUAGUAGUUCCUAUGCUAUGCAUCCUAGAGGUAGUAAGAUGUAUAGAGAUCUUUGUGCGCAGUAUUGGUGGUUGGGAAUGAAACAUGAUGUGGCAGACUUUGUGGCUAGAUGUUUGACAUGCCAACAAGUCAAGGUUGAACACCAAUUUCCUUUGUGUUUCCUCCAGUCUAUUCAAGUACCUCAGAGGAAGUGA
Gossypium arboreum is the source of this 942-nucleotide messenger RNA. RefSeq lists its product as uncharacterized. Bases 1 to 942 code for a protein of 313 amino acids. NCBI's taxonomy places the organism in Eukaryota, Viridiplantae, Streptophyta, Magnoliopsida, Malvales, Malvaceae. The record is from RefSeq and is a predicted model, not a curated record. The transcript has 4 exons.